Messenger RNA from Cyanidioschyzon merolae strain 10D, 447 nucleotides. RefSeq lists its product as hypothetical. Bases 1 to 447 code for a protein of 148 amino acids. Lineage: Eukaryota; Rhodophyta; Bangiophyceae; Cyanidiales; Cyanidiaceae. The transcript has a single exon. The record is from RefSeq and is a predicted model, not a curated record.
AUGCGCUCCGAGCCAGUAACCGAUAUUCUCGAAGCGUGCUUGCGGUCAAUGGUAGAAAACGAUAUGUUGAUCACUUUAGAGAAAUCAAACCGUACGAUGGUAGCGACCACGGGCGUGUCUGGUACUCAGCAGCUUGUUCGUGUGGUCCUGAAUACACAGGGAUACAGUCGCAAAAAAGUUGAGUUUCAUGCACCACCAUCUUCCACCGAUAUCGCAACGACAGAGUUACUGGGACGUCUCGAUCGCUGGGAAGCACAGGCACGUCGGUCCGUUUACUUAGUCGGUAAGACUCCGUUCGGACGAAACGGUCGGAUUGUAUAUGGGUAUUCGCAUAGAAGGCGCCAGUUGUAUAUAAGAUCGAACUCCAAGAGAAAGAUUUCAUCAUCUGUUCUAGCUGCAGUGGAUAUAUUUGGCGGCCUCGGAUUCUCUCGCAGAGAAGGCUCAUGA